Anisakis simplex (herring worm) is the source of this 663-nucleotide messenger RNA. The record is from the annotation of a GenBank genome assembly. NCBI's taxonomy places the organism in Eukaryota, Metazoa, Nematoda, Chromadorea, Rhabditida, Anisakidae.
AUGGGUGAUUAUAGCCUCACUCGAGCUCGCUCAGCUGUUGUACUACGCUCUCGUUCAAUCGAAAGACCGUCGACACUUCUUAUCACUCGUACGAGAUCGGUACCCGAUUUGACACGAUAUGUGAGCACGAGUUAUAAGUAUAGACCACAUUGGCCGUAUCGUUAUUACCGAGACUAUGACCUUUACGAUGACUACUGGUAUGAUCGAUACUACUACUUCAGUCCACUCUAUAAAAGCUCGCUUUUCCCUCGUAGAUAUUACUACAGCGAUUAUCUUCCGAAUCCGUAUUACUGGAGUUGGCCAUCUCAUUACUGGACCAGAUAUAAAGGAUAUUGGUAUGAUUAUGACUACCCCACUUAUUAUUAUCGCAGAUACUAUGAUCCAUCGUACGAUUCAUAUUUCCGUUCCAUCUAUACGCCAUAUCGUUACAACGCAUUUGAUUCGUGGUACACAUCGUUGAAUCGAGGUCUAUCGAUGUAUCGUCAAGGAUUGGUGCCAUAUUCGACGGUUGAUCGUUACUGGCUUACGCCUUCCUACUGGGAUCGACGUUUCAGGGACUGGCGUCAGAUGCACUCGGGUGAGACGACGAAAGAACGCGAUUAUACGCCAACCAAAGUCGCAGAAGAAAGCGGUCGACAAUAUGUGGCCAGCUGGAAAUCGUGA